CAUUCACUCAAUAUGAUUAUGGAAUCUUUCCGCUAAUGCUUAUAUUAUACAUUUUUGCUCCGCCGAAGGUAGCCGAUUAGAGAGGCAUACAUCGGACUAAUUAAAAACUACACACUAUAAUAUACUUGUAAAUUUUUAUUUUUUUCUAAAGAAUAGCUAGGAGCCAUGGAAGGACUCAAGGAGCCAUGGAACUACACACUAUAACCUUUAGCCCCUAGGCAAUUAGCCAUGUUACGUAGUACUUGUGUGUAAAAUAAUUUGAAAAAGUGAAUAAGGCCCAUUUCAAAGGCAAGCGCAAAUAAGGCCCAUCACCGAGUCAGCCCAUUAGGGUACCCAUAAAAGGUAGAUUCCAAGGAUCGCAGCAGGUUCGAUGACUUUCUAGGUCCCACAGAGCAUAGCACUAACCGACAAAGGCAGCGCAUGACAAGCACGUGUAGUUUAUGCCCCCCCCCCCCUUCCUUAUCUACUCCCGGCUUCUCCAUCGCGUCAACCAUACGCCACCACGUGUCCCAAAUCAACGGCCAAGAUUGGAGUAACCAAGAUAUUACCCUUCCCCAAGACAAAGAGGGCAGUAUAAAACAACCUCACCGCAGCAGAAUUCCUCGUCUCACCCAACUCGCCAGACUCACUCCCUCACUCAAUUAAACUUUAUUUUUUCCGAUAAUCUUUACAAUUAACAAUCAGUAAUCAUGUCAAACCCUAAGGUUUUCUUCGACAUGACCAUCGGCGGCCAGCCUGCCGGCAGGAUCGUGAUGGAGCUGUUCGCCGAUACCACCCCCCGCACCGCUGAUAACUUCCGGGCACUCUGCACCGGCGAGAAGGGCAUCGGAAAGAGCGGCAAGCCCCUGCACUACAAGGGAUCGGCCUUCCACCGUGUGAUUCCCGACUUCAUGUGCCAGGGAGGAGACUUCACCGCCGGAAACGGCACCGGUGGAGAGUCCAUCUACGGUGCAAAGUUCGCCGACGAGAACUUCAUCAAGAAGCACACUGGUCCCGGAAUCUUGUCCAUGGCUAACGCUGGGCCCAACACCAACGGAUCUCAGUUCUUUAUCUGCACUGCCAAGACCGCCUGGCUCGAUGGGAAGCACGUUGUGUUUGGACAGGUUGUGGAGGGCAUGGAAGUGGUGAAGGCCAUUGAGAAGGUUGGAUCAGGGAGCGGAAGGACCGCCAAGAAAGUUGAGAUCGCCGACUGUGGCCAGCUUUAGAUCUGGGGGGCUUUUUUAGGUGGGGUCAAAUCUAUGGGGUCUUAAUUUUAAAUGUAAUAAAUAUCUGGUGGUGUUUUAUGGGAUUUUUCUCCUCUUUCUUUUUCUGUUGUUUGGGUCUUUUUUUUAAUUUCUUGUUUAAGGUAGCCGGUUUGAAGUGUUCUUGUUAUGACUGAGACAUGGAUAUCGGAUUGGUAGGCUGACCCUAUCUUCUUCUUUGCAAUUUAAGUACUAUUAAAAAAAUUAUCUCUAUGAAUUGAUCUUUUGGUGCUGUUUUCUCCUGCCUUUUGCCUUUAUGGUUUUAUUAUUAAUUGUGGUUUUCCAUUUUAGUACGUAUUUUUGUUAUUUAAUAAUGUGAUGGUAUUAUUCUGUUAUAAUCUUUUGCCGUUUGACUCGAUUAAAAUCGUACAAGUUGCAUAUAUAUUUUUUUCUCUCUAAUUAAUUUGGGGAUGUUAAUAGGUGCCUAGAUAUUUUCGGGACAGAUUCAUUAGAUGAGAGUAAUUCUGAUUAUGUACUUUUCUGAUGGCUGGAUUAAUUAUCUGACGGGCAAGACAAUGCCGAUAGAAAAAAAAAUAAUAGACAAAUUGUGGCUUAGAAAGUUGGAAAUUUCUGUAGUUUUUUAAGGCCACAUGUACGGUUUACUGUAGAGG
Molecule: messenger RNA, 1852 nt
Organism: Oldenlandia corymbosa var. corymbosa
Lineage: Eukaryota; Viridiplantae; Streptophyta; Magnoliopsida; Gentianales; Rubiaceae
Source: the annotation of a GenBank genome assembly